Lagenorhynchus albirostris (white-beaked dolphin) is the source of this 3526-nucleotide messenger RNA. It is a transcript of the gene MRPL53, whose product is annotated as mitochondrial ribosomal protein L53. The record is from RefSeq and is a predicted model, not a curated record. The transcript is spliced from 3 exons. Gene Ontology annotation, cellular component: mitochondrial large ribosomal subunit. Bases 931 to 1269 code for a protein of 112 amino acids. NCBI's taxonomy places the organism in Eukaryota, Metazoa, Chordata, Mammalia, Artiodactyla, Delphinidae.
UACCUGAGAACCACAAGCUACACAGAGCUUGGACUUAGAAACCUGGAGGUCAGCAUCCUUGGGAGGCUUGGGCUUAGUCCCCCAUCAGUGAAGACAUCUCAGAGCUAGACACUAGCAGUAAGGGGCUAGAUGCUGGGAGUAAGGCUUUAGGGUUGGAUCCCAGGGGAAAGGGAAAGAGGAAAAGCAAUAGAAAGCAGGGAGCCUAGAUGCCACUUCCUCUUAACUCCCAGGAGCCAGGCUAAACACUAAAAGUUCGGGACACUACUACAAAGUUAAUUCAUCAGGAACCACAGAGGUGGAAUAGGAAUUUAUACACCUGAAUCAGUCCCACAGUGUAUACUAUAUAAUAGUACCCUGCACUCCCCUCCCCAUCACUAUUUUUAGUCAUUUAAGAAUAUUGGGCUGUAGGACCUUCACGUGUAAGCUUCGCUACUCCAGAGUUCCAUGUGUUUAAUCUUAAACUACCCGAGUGGAGUUUACCCUCUGGUAGGUUUAUAAUCCCUGCCGUGGUGGUGCCCUCUCCUUGGAAGGGACCAGCACUUAAGAUGGUAUUAACGUAGAUCUGGCACAGCAGGGUACAGAGGAGUAAAGGCUGCAAAAGACGUGUUAUCGGAGCCAGGUGCAAACGGCUUUUGCACUAUUUAUUGUCUUCACCGUGAUAAAGGGGGCUAUUAAUGACAGGUUGUGUUUACUGACCGUGUACUUUGGGCGCCCCAUACCCUGUGCCGAAAUUAUCUGUCUCCCUCCUGGCCUUCCUCCUCUUCUCGGCUGGGGAGCCCAGGGCGGCGGCCUGGGGACCAGCACCACCGACCGUGUCAGAGAAGCCGCACGAGGCGGAGGUCGGGGGACUGCGGAAGCGCGUAGCAGUCCACAGCGUCUCGUACUAGCGACACUUCCGCCCGCACGAGUCCUUCCGGGGUGAGGGUCACCAUGGCAGCGGCCUUGGCCCGGCUCGGACUCCGCUCUGUCAAGCAGGUUCGGGUUCAAUUCUGCCCUUUCGAGAAGAACGUGGAGUCGACAAGGACCUUCCUCCAGGCCGUGAGCAGCGAGAAAGUUCGCUGCACCAACCUCAACUGCUCGGUGAUAGCGGACGUGAGACACGACGGCUCCGAGCCCUGCGUGGACGUGCUGUUCGGAGACGGGCAUCGCCUGAUUAUGCGCGGCGCGCACCUCACCGCCCAGGAAAUGCUCACUGCCUUCGCCUCCCACAUCCAGGCCAGGGCUGCGGCGGGAAGCGGGGACAAGCCGGGCGCCAGUACCGGGCGCUGACAGCGUGGAAGAGACCAACAAGCAGGUUUUCACCUAAGACUGCUAAGGACACAUCUAAGAGGAGCUUGACUUAAUUACUCAAAUCACUAUCUAGAAGACCACAGAACGCAAAAGAGAAAAGAAAGAGCCCUGUGACUACAAAUCCAACCAGUGUUUCUGGGACGAGACAAGAUGGGGAGGGGUCUGGACAAAUUUGAAUUUUAUUUCACUUUCUUACCAUCACUCACUGCUUAACCCUUUUGAAUUUGGCUUCUUCCAACACUACUCAAGGUACGUCUUACUCUUAUUAGAAAUGCUGUUAUCUCAGUCCUCAUUUUUCCAUUUCAGUAGCACCCGCCACUCUUAAUUCCCUCCCUUGUGUAACUUCUUUUCCACUCAGGUCCUUUUUCUUCUUUUAACCAUAAAGGCAUACUACUCUCCUUUCUCUUCUCUCUUUUAUUUUUGGGGCAUCUCAUAUUCUGUCAUGACUUGAACUACCCUCUUGGGUUAAAUGCUACAUUUCUGUUUGGCUCUAAUCUCAGAUUCUGUGCUAUAGUCAGGGUACUUACUACCAAUUUUCUCCAAAUUCCACCAACACUCUUUGUCUAACCCUAACCCGAUAAUCUUACAUACUCUCUAAAGUUGACCCUUGAACAAUGCAGGUUUGAAUUGCAGAGGUCCUUUUACAUGCCUGUUUUUCAAAUAAAUACAUAGUACAAGUACUACACGAUCUGUGGUUGUUUGAAUCUGCGGUUGUGGAACUGUGGGUGCUGACUGUAAAGUUAUCCCCCCAUUCUCAACUCUGUGGAGCGGUUGGGCCCCUAACGCCCAUCCCCACCCCCAUUGUUUAAGGGUCAUCUGUACUUGCCUCCUCCCCUGACUUCCUCAUUCCUUUAAAAGGCACUUCAUCUGCUCAGCCACUUGAGCUGGAAACCACAGCAUUAUCUCUGGUUCUGCCCGCUCCCUGAAUAUCCAGUCAGUAAGUUCAUAAUAUUCUGUCUUAAACAAAAGCUCCUGAAAUGUUCUCUACAUUUCCAUUCACUCUCCUGUAUUAUUGUUGCAUUCUCCCACCUGGUCUCCUUUUUGCUAACCAUUUUUGCUGCUGCUUACUUUUAUCUUUCCAAAGCAUAUCAUUGGUUUUAUUAUUACAACUUGUUUCAGAGAACAGUGCCUAAAGUCCUUUUUAGGCACCCUGCCUAAAGUUUUUCAUACUAGGUUACCACCCAUUAAUGUGGAUCAUGAAGUGAAUUUAGGGGGUCAAAUCAGCCUUUUAAAAACAAAUAGAAUAAAAAGUAUCAGUAGAUGGCACAUGGACUGGGAAGUAUUCUUUAAGAAACUUGUUUUAAGCGUAUCAUGAAUAUAGAUAUAGGUAUUAUAUAAAGUAUGUGUAUGUGUAUCUAUCUGCAUGUACUUGGUUGCAGUAUAGAAUUAUUUCUUACUGCAGGUUGUAGGAAAAAAUAGCCACUGGUUUAGAGAAAAACUUCAGAAUAUUCAGCUAGGCAAUCAAGAAUCUCUGGACACUGGCUGCUGUGUACUUCACCAAAUAUAUUUCCUCCUACCCCAUUACUGCUUCUCUCUUAAGAUGGUGAUAUCUUCAAAGGACUGGUUUUCCCCCCUCUCCCUUAAAGGAAAGAAAACUAUCAGGAGACAGUAUAGUGUAGUAAAAAGCCAGAAUGCCUGGGAUUGAAAUCCUAGGUUUUCCCUUAAGUAGCUAUGUAACUUUGGACACAUUACUUAGUCUCUCAGUGCCUGUUUCUUCAUUCGUAAAAUGGGGAUAAUAGUACCUACCUCAUAGAACUGUUGAGAGAUUAAAUGAAUUGAUAUCUGGGACUUCCCUGGUGGUCCAGUGGUUAAGACUCUGCUCUUCCACUGCAGGGGGCACGGGUUCAAUACCUGGUCAGAGAACUAAGAUCCCUGCAUGCAGCGUGGCCAAAGAUCAAUCAAUCAAUCAAUAAACUGAUAUCUGUAAACUGCCUAGAAUAUUGAGUGAGCACAGCAUAGCAUCUAAGAGGCUGUGUGUUAUAGGCCUCUUCAUUGACGAAAGCAUACAACCUAGAUUUGAGUUCUUCAGGUCCAUGGUUAACUGGCUAUUAUCCUUGGCCAGAUUAACUACUCAUCUGUAAAAACAGGGAUGGUUCAAACACUGCUGUAAACACGGAUUGAGUGCUGGCACUGUGCUUAUAGAUUUUGAACUUGAGGUUGGGGCUGUUUUCUCUGUGUCCCCCGCACCUUGCAUAGUGCCUGAUACAGAGUGUGCAAUAAACUUUUGUUGAAUUUA